Molecule: messenger RNA, 3498 nt
Organism: Cannabis sativa
Lineage: Eukaryota; Viridiplantae; Streptophyta; Magnoliopsida; Rosales; Cannabaceae
Product: probable LRR receptor-like serine/threonine-protein kinase At1g56140
Exons: 24
Coding region: 71-3244 (1057 amino acids)
Biological process (GO): protein phosphorylation
Molecular function (GO): protein binding; protein kinase activity; ATP binding
Source: RefSeq, a predicted model, not a curated record
UACUCCUAUAUACUUAUUUACUUAUUUAUUUGGGGUUUGUUUCCAUAUAAUAAGCAAAUGAGAUGAACUCAUGUUUUUGUUUAUUCAUCUAAAUCUGAGACUCUCGAUGUCAGGAGGGGCAUCAUCAUCACCAGCCUUUAAUAAUAAUACUUAUUAUACUAUACUCUGUUUAUUAUUGAUUAAUGUUCUUAUUCCUUCUCUUACCACCAAAGCUCAGAAUGAAACUAAACUCACUUCUACACCUCCCUCUGAAGUGAGAGCAUUGAACUUGAUCUUUGAGCAAUGGAAUAUAAGGGCUGAGUCUAAUGAAUGGAACAUAAGUGGAGAACCAUGCAGUGGCUUCGCCUUGGAUGAAUCCCCACCCAUCACCGACACAUCCUAUAAUCCCUUCAUCAAAUGCGACUGUACUUUCAACAGUGGCACCAUCUGUCACAUUACUAGAAUGAAAGUAUAUGCAUUGAGUGUUGUUGGUCCAAUUCCAGAAGAGCUAUGGACUCUGACCUUCCUUUCCGAUCUGAACUUGGCCCAGAAUUUGUUGUCAGGCUCUCUAUCUCCAUCAAUUGGAAACCUCACUAACAUGCAAUACUUGAGCUUAGGCAUAAAUGCACUGUCAGGAGAGGUACCAAAGGAAUUGGGACAACUUACUGAGCUAAUAUCUUUGUCUUUUUCAUCAAACAACUUCUCUGGUCCUCUGCCCCAAGAACUAGGGAACUUAAGCAAAUUAGAACAACUUUACAUUGAUAGUUGUGGAAUUAAUGGAACAAUUCCUUCAACAUUUGCAAAUCUCCAAAGCUUGAAAACAGUAAAGGCAUCAGAUAUUGAACUCACAGGCGAGAUACCUGAAUUCAUAGGAAAUUGGUCAAAUCUUACUUCCUUAAAUUUUCAAGGAAACUCUUUUCAAGGACCUAUACCAUCAACUUUGGCGAAUCUAACUUCUCUAACAGAGUUGCUAUUGAGUGAAAUAUCUAAUGGCAGUUCUUCUCUUGCAUUUAUCGCCAAUAUGAAAUCUCUAUCAGUCUUAGUAUUAAGGAAUAUCAGCAUCACUGGCUCGAUUCCUUCGAAUAUCGGUGAACAUAAAGACUUGACACAGUUGGAUUUGAGCUUCAACAAGUUAAAUGGACAGAUUCCAAAUUCUCUUUUCAACUUGAGUUCACUUAAUGCUUUGUUUCUUGGAAACAAUAACCUAAAUGGUACCUUGCCUCAAAGGAAAAGUGCAUCUCUUCUCACCAUAGAUGUAACAUACAAUAAUUUAGUGGGAAGUAUUCCUUCUUGGGUAAACAAUCAACAAAAUUUAGACAUUAACUUGGUUGGAAACAAUUUUACAAUAGAUAAUUCAAACAACAGAACUCUUUUUACAAAAUUGAACUGCCUUCAAAAAAAUUUCCCAUGUAAUCGAGAUCGUCCUCUCUAUUAUAACUUUGGCAUUAACUCUGGUGGUAAUGAAAUUAGAUCUUCUACUGACAAUCUUGUGUAUGAAAAAGAUGAUGAAGCUCUUAGUCCAGCUGCUCAUUUUGUCACCAGCUCUGAGAGAUGGGGAGUAAGCAAUGUUGGACUUUUCGCAGGGAAUAGCAAUGCUACCUAUACAAGUAAUUCAUUAUCUCAAUUUCAAAAUACUUUAGACCCUGAACUAUACCAAACUACAAGGCUUUCUGCUUCAUCAUUGAGAUACUAUGGUCUGGGGCUUCAGAAUGGAAACUACACUGUCAAACUUCAGUUUGUAGAAACUGCUUUCGACUAUCCUAGCAGCUGGAAAAGUUUGGGCAGGCGUAUGUUUGAUAUUUUUAUCCAAGGAAAGCUUGAAAUAAAAGAUUUUGACAUCAGAAAGGAGGCUGGUGCAGUCUCUCUCCGAGCAGUCCAGAAGGAAUUUAAGGCUCGGGUUUCAGAGAACUACCUUGAAAUUCAUCUUUAUUGGGCUGGGAGAGGAACUUGUUGCAUACCAGCUCAAGGUACUUAUGGACCAUCCAUUUCAGCCAUCAGUGCUACUCCAGAUUUCGAACCUACAGUUAGUAACAUUCCUCCAAGCAAUAAGAAGAAUCGAACUGGUUUGAUUGUGGGGAUCAUUGUUGGGGCUGUCACUUUCAUCCUUUUGUCUGUUGUAGUGGCCUUUUAUGUUGUUCAGAGAAGAAAGAAGUCUCAAAUGAAUGAUGAUGAAGAGUUCUUGGGGAUGGAUGUUAAGCCAUUCACUUUUGGUUAUGCUGAACUAAGGACGGCCACAAAUGAUUUCGAUUCCUCAAAUAAGUUGGGAGAAGGAGGAUUUGGACCUGUCUACAUGGGAACACUUGAAGAUGGAAGAGUAAUUGCUGUGAAGCAAUUGUCAGUGACUUCUCACCAAGGAAAGAGCCAGUUUGUGGCUGAGAUCGCCACGAUAUCUGCAGUGCAACACCGAAACCUGGUCAAAUUAUAUGGAUGUUGUAUUGAGGGAGAGAAAAGACUUCUUGUUUAUGAGUAUUUGGAAAAUAAGAGCCUUGAUCAAGCACUAUAUGGUAAGAAAAGUUUGAAUCUGAACUGGUCAACACGGUUUGACAUUUGCUUGGGCAUUGCAAGAGGUCUUACUUACCUUCAUGAGGAGUCACGGCUUAGAAUUGUACACCGAGAUGUCAAAUCCAGCAACAUUCUUCUUGACUCGGAUCUCAUUCCUAAAAUAUCUGAUUUCGGUUUAGCCAAACUUUAUGAUGAUAAAAAGACUCAUAUAAGUACAAGAGUUGCAGGAACUAUUGGUUAUCUUGCACCUGAAUACGCCAUGCGUGGACACCUUACAGAGAAAACAGAUGUCUAUGCAUUUGGAGUUGUGGCAUUAGAAAUCGUUUCUGGCAGACCAAAUUCAGACUCAAGCUUAGGUGAAGAAGGAGCUUUUCUUCUUGACUUGGCUUGGGAUCUACAUGAAAAAGACCGUGAAAUCGAACUUGUUGAUUCAAAACUAUCAGAAUUUGACGCUGAAGAAGUGAGGAGAACUAUAGGAGUAGCUUUUUUAUGCACUCAAACAUCACCUGUAGCUCGCCCAUCAAUGUCAAGAGUGGUGGCAAUGCUUUCAGGAGACACUGAUGUGAGCACUGAAGUUUCGAGGCCUGGUUACUUAGUUGAUUGGAAAUUCAACGAUGUCAACACCUUAAUGAGUCAAAUUGAACAAGGGACAACUGAUCCUACCUUGUAUGACUCAUGUUCAAGUACAAGCAUAGUAGCAGAUGCAAUGCCAUCACAAAGAGAAAGACAAACUCAUCCAAUGCUUCAAGACAAUGGUCAGUGAAGUUGAUGGAGCAAGGGCUUGGGAGUGAAACUAACAGCCCUUGUUAUGAAGUUAUGCUUUUCUGUUUAUGAACAGAGUUACACCUUAUUUUUGUUCUGUUUAUCCUUGCUUAUUUAUUUGUGUCAUAAAAUUUGAACUGAGAUAAUCUGGUUUGGGGGUUGAGAAUGGAAACUACACUGUCCAAUCUCAAUUAAUAGUUACCAACUUUCUUGUUAUGAUGUUUGAAAAUAAAAAAACAAGACUCAGUUUACCUA